UUCAUAAAUGGUAAUUAGACAAAAACAAGAUAGAUAGGAGCUAUUUUUGACCAGACUGGAUUGCAGAAUGCUGGUGGAACCAGAGGUAGGCAGCCCCAGUUUGAUACUGGUACAAAAUGAGAUUGGGUUUUACAGACGGGUCUCGUGGUGCAGAUGGAAACAUGGCAUUAUACAAAACCCUAAAGUGCGGCCCCACACUGAUGUUUUAAUAAACCAUGAGCAGGCAUUGUGGUUUUCCUGUUUCCUAAGAAAGGAACGGCUAUGAUAAGCCUGUACUGAAGCUAUGCUCAUGGCUUUCAUGCACCACUCACAGCUUCUUCUAACAGAAUGGCUCACUGCUGGACUGGGAUUCCUCUAAUACUGAUCUACCUCCCUGCCUCAGCCUUCACAGUGCAGAUCAAAAACGUUUACUUCAUCGACGAGGUGAAGGGUGUCAAUCUGACUGUCCCAAAAGAGAUCGGGGGAACAGGAUGGGCUUGGGAGUGGACCCCACAUCACGGCAGAUCUGAGAGAGUGCGGAUAGCACAAGUAAAGCUGGGAGACCCGGACUACUCUGUAUAUUCCUGGAACUGGACUUCAGAAAUAAACUGCAGCCACAUUGAAGCAGGUGCCCAGGGAAACAUAUUCAUCAAACCUGUGUUUGAAAAUGCAGGCCUUUUUACUUUCAGACAAAUCAAACCGAAUAACAAAGUCCUGGCAAAGUUUGAAGUGUAUGCUUUUAAAUUUUUUCCAUUUUUCUGGGACCCAGUUAAAGUUGGAACGGAUGUCACUCGGGUGUGCACCAUUUCAAGAGUGAAGGAGUCAAUGAAAGUCCAGUGGAAACACAAUGAGGAGCCGUCUUCCGCCACCCAGUUUAAUUUCAACACCACCACCACAUUCCUGAUGAUCCAGAACGUCCAGGAGCUCAGUGCAGGGCAAUACUCAUGCAGCUUGCAAAUAAACCAAAGAGUCCUCUACAGCGUUCACAAUACAAUACGACUUGAAGCACCUUCACAACCUGCGCACUACACCUUGUACAGGGACACUGCGAACCAAAGCAAAGUGCAACUCUACUGCAGCACGCAAACCAGUCACAACACAGUAGCGUGGUCCUGGAAAGCGCAGGGCUCCAACAGCGCUACCCGCCGCAUAGCGUCUGCCAAUAGAAACCAACCCGCCGAAAUCUCUCCGUCGACGCACUUCAGGGGGCGAGUGAGACCGAUGGAGCGAGUUUCUGGACAGAGCCUUGCUCUUCACAUCGCUCCUGUCACGUUUCAAGAUGCCGGGCUAUUCUUCUGUGACGCCGAUUCUCGAGAAUAUAUGAGCGUAACGCUUAUAACAUUACAGGUCUCAGUGGAGCCCUCUGGUGGUCUGUCUGUGGGCGAGGAGGUGAGGCUUACCUGCACUGUCUCUGAGGUCUAUGAGACCUUUCAGCUGGCGUGGCUGAAGGAUUACAGCCGGACCAUGCUGAUUUCUAAACAGGAGACCCUGACCCCUUCAGGCGCUGUCCGGAGCCUGACCCUGGUCAUACCCAGUAUCCAAACCCACCAUCAGAAAUGGGCGUGUGUCGUGUUCCAGGGAAACAUUCCCAGGGCCUUUUUACCACUCCACCUGGAAGCCAAAGAGAGACACAUUUCUGUUGGCUUUCUUGGAUUGAUCAUCUGUAUAGGGCUUUUCCUUCUGAUUUCUGUUGCUGCUUUGGUGUUUUUAAUGCAAAGAAAAUGCACACGGGCACAGACUUGUCUGGGAAAAGAGCAAACACACAUCAAUACCGCCGAGAGGAACCACAGGAACAAGACAAGUGAUCUGGACAUUUACGACAAUGUGGAAAACAUCUAUGAAAAUUGUUGAGAAGACAGAACACACGAUUUUGCAUUGGACUGUUUUAUUUUUUUAUUUUUGAUUGCUUAAUAAAUGUUUGUGUUUUUUGCCGA
Molecule: messenger RNA, 1913 nt
Organism: Acipenser ruthenus (sterlet)
Lineage: Eukaryota; Metazoa; Chordata; Actinopteri; Acipenseriformes; Acipenseridae
Exons: 8
Coding region: 328-1830 (500 amino acids)
Biological process (GO): positive regulation of ERK1 and ERK2 cascade; interleukin-15-mediated signaling pathway; T cell activation
Cellular component (GO): membrane raft; external side of plasma membrane
Molecular function (GO): protein tyrosine kinase binding; MHC class II protein binding
Source: RefSeq, a predicted model, not a curated record